Messenger RNA from Melospiza georgiana, 718 nucleotides. It is a transcript of the gene ZCCHC10, whose product is annotated as zinc finger CCHC-type containing 10. Lineage: Eukaryota; Metazoa; Chordata; Aves; Passeriformes; Passerellidae. Bases 37 to 552 code for a protein of 171 amino acids. The transcript has 4 exons. The record is from RefSeq and is a predicted model, not a curated record. Gene Ontology annotation, molecular function: nucleic acid binding; zinc ion binding.
CCCCGCGGCAGGCUCACUUCCGGCGCGGCCGUUAAGAUGGCGACGCCCAUGCACCGGCUGAUUGCCCGCAGACAGGCGGAGGCCAACAAGCAGCAUGUGAGGUGUCAGAAGUGUUUAGAGUUUGGCCACUGGACAUAUGAAUGUAAAGGGAAGAGAAAAUAUCUGCACAGGCCUUCCAGGACAGCUCAGCUGGCCAAAAUCCUUAAGGAGAAAGAAAAGCAGCUCCUGCUGCAGCAGAGCGCUGGAGAAAGUGCUGCAGAAAAGAAGACCAAGAAAAAAAGGUCCAAGAGUGUGACCAGUUCCAGCAGCAGCAUCAGUGACAGCUCAGCCAGCGACUCCUCCUCCGACAGCGAGGACUCCUCUUCCUCCUCCUCCUCCUCCUCAGACAGUGACAGUGAGGACAGCAACUCCUCCUCCUCCUCCUCCCUCUCCUCCAGCAGCUCUUCCUCCUCCUCUGACUUCGAGUCAGAUUCCAGCUCCUCCAGCAGCAGCAGCAGCAGCACAGACAGCAGCUCCGAGGAUGAGCCCCCAAAGAAGAAGAAGAAGAAAUAGCUGGGGAGGAGCAGGACUGGUGUGGAGUGAGUGACACUGCCCUGCCAGGGGCUGGACACACUGCUGCCAAACACUCAAUGGUCAACAUUUCUACUGCUCCCAUUUCUAAGUGUUCUGCCUAGUUGUUCAUAGGACAUGGAAGGUAUUAAAUGGCACGUUAGACUUA